This is a messenger RNA of Chiloscyllium plagiosum (whitespotted bambooshark), 1017 nucleotides long. RefSeq names its product nucleoside-triphosphatase, cancer-related (gene ntpcr). The record is from RefSeq and is a predicted model, not a curated record. Gene Ontology annotation, molecular function: ATP hydrolysis activity. NCBI's taxonomy places the organism in Eukaryota, Metazoa, Chordata, Chondrichthyes, Orectolobiformes, Hemiscylliidae.
ACAGGAGGCGGUGCGCUCGCGGCCUGCUGACAGUGCGGUGUGCGCAGGCGCAUGUGCGAUUGGAUCGUGAGAUGGCUCGACAUGUUUUCUUAACGGGGCCUCCAGGUAUUGGUAAAACAACCCUAAUUCACAAAACCAUAGAUGUGUUGAAAUCUUCUGGUGUUCCUGUUGAUGGAUUUUACACUGAAGAAGUCAGAAAAGAUAGAAGAAGAAUAGGAUUUGAUGUUGUUACAGUAUCGGGUAAGCGAGGACCUUUGUCCAGAACUAGCAAUGAAUCAGGGGCUCUGAACUGUAGAUGUGAAUAUCGAGUUGGCCAAUAUGCAGUGGAUCUUCCAUCAUUUGAAUGCCUAGUCCUCCCUCUUCUCCGAAAAGUUAAUGACAGAAAUGACACAGAGAAAAAGGUGUAUGUGAUAGAUGAGAUUGGCAAAAUGGAGCUCUUUAGUGAACCCUUUAUCCAGUGUGUACGUCAAGUCCUAGAUGGAUCCGGUGCCACCAUUCUUGGGACUAUUCCUAUCCCGAAAGGAAAGCCUUUAGGACUUGUGGAAGAAAUCAGAAGCAGAAAGGAUGUUAAAAUAUUUAAUAUUACAAAGGAUAAUAGAAACAAUGUUGUAGAAGAGAUUGUCACAUCAGUGCAAGACUGCAGAGAAUUAAAAGGAAACUGAUUCAGAAUGUGGAUGAUUACAAGAGAAUGUGUCCUAUGAGUUGUGCAGGUUUUUGAUUGUUCUUUAUAUUCUAUUUUGUGCUUCAGGCUUCUUCCAACUUUAAGCAAUACUUAAAGAUUUAGUAUACAUCAGGUUGCUCCUUCCACUUCGAGUGCACUAAUGUUUUGUUCUUGUUUAUAAAAGUGUUAUUUGAAUUCAUGAUUUUUUUCCUAACUUAUGUACAUUCUUUUAGGGAGUUAUUAGAAGUUUACCAGAAUGUAUACUGAUCUAUUUUGAUGGUCACUAUUUGUGAACUGCAUGUAAUCAAGUUAUUUGUUAAUAACAGUCAUGUGAAAUAUAACAUUGCUGCAUAAUA